CUGAGACUUCAGAUCAACUGGCAAUCACAAACAACACUACUGUCUGCCCCCUCUUGCAUGCAGCGGAUCCGAUUCCCCAGGAGACAAAAGUUGCAGUUCCGCCAGUCGGAUGCCAUACACCUGAUCUCUCCGCUUCUUAGAAUAAUCCGGACUACUCUUUUUACUCGGUGGUUGCCGGAAAAGCGAAAGAGAUGAUGUCGGCGGCGGCCUCCCCGCAACAUUUGUCGAUAACUUCCCCUCCGAAUUCUCCGUGUGGUAGCACGAACCAUCUCCGCCUCUUGAACUGCCCUUCAUCGAUCAAGAUGAAGAACGCAGGACAAUCGUUCUUGGCUCCUUUAUCAGUGGGCUAUACGGAAUCUUUCAUUGGGAAGCUGAAGGCUGCUCCGGCCCACACAUGCAGUGAAGCAACUGAAAUUCCAGUUACAAGCUGGGACAACCUCGGAUUCGAUCCCUUACCAACUGACUAUAUGUAUGUGAUGAAGUGUCCUUCUGGAAGUGGGUCAUUUUCAGAUGGCAAGUUGCUACCUUUUGGGAACAUUGAGUUCAAUCCUUUCUCUUCUGUGUUGAACUAUGGACAGGGCAUAAUUGAAGGGCUGAAGGCACACAAGAAAUCAGAUGACUCUAUAUUACUGUUUCGACCAGAGCAAAACGCCUUGCGUAUGGCUGUUGGAGCUGAUAGACUGUGCAUGGUUGCACCAACUGUUGAGCAAUUCGUGGAGGCGGUGAAAAUUCCACCUCCAGAUAAAGGCUUUCUGCACAUCCGUCCAUUGCUAUUAGGGACUAGUCCUCAACUCAGUCUCACUCCCUCUUCUGAGUUCAUUUUUCUGAUAUAUGUUACCCCUGUCAGGAACUAUUUUGAGGGUGGUUUGGAGCCAAUUGAUCUGGUGGUUGAUGAUAAAACUCACCGUGCCGUGCCAGGUGGAGUUGGACACGUAAAGGCCAUAGGAAACUAUGCUGGGAUUCUGAGGGCGCAGGCUACUGCCAAGGAAAAUGGUUUCAGUGAUGUCUUAUAUGUCGAUUCAGUCCAUAACCGAUACUUAGAAGAGGUCUCCACUGCUAACAUCUUUGUUGUGAAGAGCAGUAGUUACUCACAUUCCUACACUUCAAGGGCUGCAUCUUUUGUUGAGGAAAUCUCUGAUCCAUUAUCAUCCAGCGGUGAUGAAGAUGACUGUGUUGCUGACGUGGAUUGGGACAACUUGGGAUUCGGUCUUGUCACCACCGAUUACAUGUACGUGAUGAAGUGUCGUGAAGAUGGUAACUUUACAAAAGGGGAACUCAACCCAUAUGGCAACAUUGAGCUUAGUCCUUCGGCUGGUGUCUUGAACUAUGGGCAGGGACUGUUUGAAGGCACAAAAGCGUUCAGAAAAGAGGACGGCGGGCUACUCCUAUUCCGCCCGGACCAAAACGCAAUGAGAAUGGUGAUGGGUGCUGAAAGGAUGUGCAUGCCUUGCCCUUCGAUCGACCAAUUCGUCGAUUCAGUCAAACAAACUGCGCUCGCCAACAAGCGUUGGGUGCCACCUCCGGGGAAAGGGACACUGUACAUUCGGCCGUUGCUGCUUGGAACUGGGCCUGUAUUAGGCUUAGCUCCGGCGCCUGAGUACACAUUCCUGGUAUAUGCAUCCCCUGUGGGGAACUACUUUAAGACGGCUGGAGCUUUGAACUUGUACGUGGAGGAAGAGUACGAUCGAUCGGCUCGUUUGGGAACCGGAGGAGUUAAAACUAUCAGCAACUAUGCCCCUGUUCUGAAAGCAAUGAGCAGAGCAAAAAGCAGGGGAUUCUCCGAUGUCCUGUAUCUUGACUCAGUUGAGAAGAAGAACCUCGAGGAAGUAUCGUCAUGCAACAUUUUCAUCGUCAAGGGGAACGUUAUUUCAACCCCUGCAGCCAGGGGAACCAUUCUGGCAGGAGUUGAAGAGCGGGUUGUUCCGGUGGACGAGCUACUGAGUGCCGACGAAGUAUUCUGCACUGGGACGGCUGUCGUUGUAGCUCCUGUAGGCAGCGUCACAUAUCAGGAUCGUAGGGUGCAAUACAAGACUGGUGUUCAAUCAGUGACAUGGGAGUUAUACUCUACCCUGGUAGGGAUCCAAAGAGGUGUGAUUGAAGACAAGAAAGGCUGGACCGUUGAGAUUAAUUGAAGAUCCACCCACCAAUCAGAUUUGGACGUAUUUUUUGUCAGGUUGUGUCUUAGUCCUGCUGUUAACUGUAAACAUCUGUAAAGGGGCUGUGAAAUGUGAAUGAUGGGAUCUUGCGGGAUAGUUAGAAAAUGUCUAUAAAUAAACAGUAGCUUGAAACGGUUCCAACUGUUUUUGGACAAAUUAUCUCAAAUCAUAUUAUUCCAGCACCUCCCACCAUAAUUGACAAUGAUUGAUAAUGGAAU
Molecule: messenger RNA, 2374 nt
Organism: Linum tenue
Lineage: Eukaryota; Viridiplantae; Streptophyta; Magnoliopsida; Malpighiales; Linaceae
Source: the annotation of a GenBank genome assembly